Hypoxylon trugodes is the source of this 2281-nucleotide messenger RNA. RefSeq names its product putative alcohol oxidase. The transcript has 3 exons. The coding region runs from base 1 to 1830 and encodes 609 amino acids. The record is from RefSeq and is a predicted model, not a curated record. Gene Ontology annotation, molecular function: flavin adenine dinucleotide binding; oxidoreductase activity, acting on CH-OH group of donors. NCBI's taxonomy places the organism in Eukaryota, Fungi, Ascomycota, Sordariomycetes, Xylariales, Hypoxylaceae.
AUGGGACUAUACACGGAACUUCCUGUUAGACAUUCCCCACUCAUCACUAUUGUUGACACAACACACUUGUUAACAUUCGGCAAAGGCGGAUGUGCCGGCUGCAUAAUCGCGAGUAGACUCUCCGAUGCAGACGCAACGCUAUCAAUCUUGGUUAUUGAAAGCGGCAAGAACAACUAUGAACUUCCAAUUGUUACUCACUUGGGCUUCUGGUUCACUCACCUGGCUCCGGGUAACGACUAUACCCGAAUUCUCCAAGGGCCGAAGUCAAAGCAGCUCUCUGGCCGACAAGCUGCGGUACCGAUCGGCCAUAUCCUUGGUGGAGGGACUUCCAUAAACAUGGCAAUGUAUAGCCGCGCAGUACGAUCCGAUUUGGACUCCUGGAAAGCUCCGGGCUGGUCAGCAGAUGAGCUGUUGCCAUACAUGAAAAAGUUCGAGACGUAUCAUGGACCAGGUCCAAGAGAUCGUCAUGGGUACGACGGUCCUAUUCAGGUAUCCGGAACGAGCUUUCGCGCACCAAAGCUCGAGAACGACUUCAUAAAUGCUUUAGGGGAACUUGGCUGGCCCGAGAUUGAGGACAUUAACACACUUGACAACAUCAAUGGCGUAAUGCGUGCCGUGCGUUACGUCGAUCCAAAAGGUCGGCGACAAGAUGUGGCCCAUAUGUAUCUUCAUCCUAGGCUCCAGGAUGGCAAGCAUCCGAAUCUACAUGUCCUUGUUGAAUCGCAAGUUGAACGCGUACUAUUCGAGGGGCAGAAGGUUAGCGGGGUAGUUUACAGGCCCAACCCUGCUUUUCAGCCAAAAACAACACCUUCUCAAGAGAACUCUCGAGUGGUUAAAGCUAGAAGAAUGGUUAUCAUAUCUGCUGGAUCUUUGGGAACUCCGCAAUUACUUGAGAGGUCUGGUGUAGGAGACCUCCAGAUUCUAAAGAAAGCCGGAGUGCCAGUCGUCGCGGAGGUUCCCGGUGUGGGUCAUAAUUAUGAUGACCAUAAUUCCAUGAUGUACCCAUACUAUUCAGAUAUCCCUCCUGAAGAGAGCAUGGAUGGGCUCAACUCUGGCCGUGUGAAGCCUGAAGAACUGAUUGCGAGAGGGGAUGGCAUAUUAGGCUGGAAUUCCGUCGACGCCCAAGCCAAGCUUCGACCGACCGACGCCGAUGUUGCUAGCCUUGGUCCAGAAUUCCAGGAAGCUUGGAAUAGGGAGUUCGCAAAUGUCCCGAAUAAGCCUUUCAUGAUAAUGUCACCGGUCUCAGGAUUCCCCUUCGACCCUAGCCUCGCCCCCAUUCCCGGGCAGUAUAUGUCCCUCGUCACGUUUAGUCUGUAUCCUUUUUCGCGCGGCCAUAUUCAUAUUACCGGCCCUGGAAUUGAUGAUCCAGUAGAUUUUGAUCCUGGGCUUCUCACAGAUGCUCAAAAUCUUGAUAUCAAGAAUCAAAUAUGGGCGUACAAGAAACAACGGGAAAUCGCUCGCCGUAUGGGUGUGUGCCGGGGAGAGGUAUCCGCUUUUCAUCCCACCUUCCCGCCCGGUUCCAAGGCCCGAAUUGAAACAGGAACUGAGACGCUUGAGUAUUCCGAAGAAGAUGACAGAAUCAUUGAACAAUUCAUACAUGAUCAUGUGGACUCCACCUGGCAUCCGAUCGGUACUUGCAAGUUGGCACCCCGCGAAAAGCUCGGUGUUGUCGACUCGGCUCUCAGCGUAUAUGGAGUCCAAGGACUCAAAAUCGCUGAUAUGAGUAUUCCACCUCAUAAUAUUGGUGCCAACUUAGCUAAUACCGCCAUGAUGAUUGGUGAGAAGGCAGCGGAUAUUUUCAUUCAGGAAUUGGGACUUGGUGAGAAAUGAGGUGGUUGAGAGAAGAAGGCUAUGUACCUCGGUACUUCGGUAGAUAAGAGGUAAGUACAUGUGUGGUACUUUUGUAGAUUCAACACUAUAACAAAUUCGUACCGGAGAUUUUGAAGGGCAUUGAGAUUAUGAUAACUCCCACUAAAAGUAACGAGCAGAAGAGACUGGAAUGAAAUUAUUCCGUUUUUCUAGAACACCCCAGCCUGAGAUAUGGGUAAACUUAGACUCAACGACCAUGUGGUAUUCGUGAUACUCAACAACUACUUGCGGGGUACUUCAAUUGUCCACCUGUCUAGGUACUUGCUGAGGUAUUACUCGGUCCCGGAUAAGUUGCUAUUAAAUCUCCUAUCUACCUAGGUACUCACUCAAGUUACACAAGAAGUGUGGGGCAUGAUGACAUGCAACUCUUUUUUAAUUCUCUUCUAUACCACUAAACUACUAGGUAUUAAUC